AUGCCAAGUCUUCUAGCGCACCACGAAUUAGAGCGUCGCCUGCUCGGAUGGACAGGAUCGUCAUACGUUCCGCGGUACCCGUUUUUCGAAGGGCCUCAAGCGAGUGGAAGCAACAGCCUAAACGGGAGUACUAGCAGCCUCGUAGCGUCAAGACAUUCUCAGGACCUUAACAGGUGGUUUAAUGACGUCGAAUUGGCGGCACAUGAUUGCAACAUCCCACCCGAACAACACCCCGACGUAGCGAUAUAUUUCUUGAAGGGCGAUCUACGGGAGGUCAUGAGCGAGAGGCGGAAUGUUUAUUUGAGACAAACGAGAAAGCUUUUCUGGGCAUGGGAGGAUUUCAAAGAGGACUUGAGGAGAAUUGUCGCAAGCGAUGCGAUUGAACAAUUGCAAAGAGCUCACCCAUAUAUUGCUGUUUCGGUCAAGCUGGGCCUUAUCAUCGGGGGAACAGCCGUCCUUUUGCCAGCCCUCGGGGUCAUAACGUGGAACAGGCUUCAGACGAGACACCAUGUAGCGGUACAGUCACCGCAAUGA
Messenger RNA from Psilocybe cubensis, 534 nucleotides. RefSeq lists its product as uncharacterized. The record is from RefSeq and is a predicted model, not a curated record. The coding region runs from base 1 to 534 and encodes 177 amino acids. The transcript is spliced from 2 exons. NCBI's taxonomy places the organism in Eukaryota, Fungi, Basidiomycota, Agaricomycetes, Agaricales, Agrocybaceae.